CGACUGACCCCACUGCGCUGCAUCUUCUAUCACCUUGAGCGUCUGAAAGCGCCCAGCACCAUGACUAACAGCGAAGAUGAUGAAUGGGAGUACGAGUACGAUGAGACGGAAACGGAGGACUUUUAUAUUCCCUUGGAUCUUUCCAACGUUCCAGCAGCUCAAAUCCCUAUGGUGUCGCAAAGUAGGCCGGGGCAUCCAACUUUGCUCAAAAGCCGACUGCGCGCGCUGAACGCAGCUCGAGGUCAGCCGGUCGAGGUUGCAGCCGGUGCAAACGCCAGACAAGAAACGGCAAACAUGGGCGAAGUGCAAGUGAUCGGAUUGCACACGCCGAAUCCACUGGUCAUGUAUAACGGUCAGUUGUUGAGUUGCCAUUGGACCUCGACUAUCGGAACCGACAUGUUCUUCGUGAAACCGGAUGCGGACACGACCCAGCCAUUACGAUCUUUGCCAUCGGUCGACUUGCUAUCUCUGGGGUCUGCAAAAUUGGUUGCAAAAGUUGGACGACUGCGGCCGCGCGAUGAUGUCAACCACGCUGAUGAUGCCCAAGAGCCGACUGAAUCUAUGCAAGGUGCGGGUGAUGGUUCAAGUCGGGCCGCUGCGACUUCUGGUGAAAGUGAAGGACAACAAUCCGGUGGCGAGGCCAAGCCAACGUCGACAAACUUUCUCGCAAGACUAAACGAGGCAAAAUUGAAGAGAGGGGAGAAGUCGCAAUUGGCAAUCUCCAAAACAUCCGAUGGGUCCCGUCUAGUUGUGGAGAAAGCAAAUGUUGUGACCGGAGCCCCGUCGCAAGAAAACGACGAUACGGUUAUGGGAGGCGUAUGAGAAAUACGGAGCAGAGCGAGCAAACCUGGGGAAUCGUGCGACAUAUCGGCUCCUCGCUGAAAGAAGGGGACAUUUGCCACAACCAGUCAAAGGUGCUCCCUGAAAUCACUGAGUAGCGAAGUAGCUGAGAUUGACGUUUGCAGCCUGACUGAAAGUAGCAAAAUGCUUGUUACGUGAAUGACGCGGGAGGGUAACAUCAUUGGGAACGAGCCCUUGAGCAGAUCACUGCGGGGCUUUGAUGUAUUGCGGCUUCCUCCCGCCUCCGAAAGCCAGGGUCUUUGUCCUGGCAAGGCCAACCCUAGACAUCUGCAUUUGGGAUGUAUGAUCAGACAGUUUCUGCGAAAAUGCGCUGUAGACACUGAAUCGCUCGCCUGUUAUCCUGAUAUCUCAUUCAAAAUUCAUCCCUGAACUAUCCCCUAUAGUCUUCCCCCAC
This is a messenger RNA of Bipolaris sorokiniana ND90Pr, 1255 nucleotides long. RefSeq lists its product as uncharacterized. The transcript has a single exon. Bases 61 to 822 code for a protein of 253 amino acids. The record is from RefSeq and is a predicted model, not a curated record. NCBI's taxonomy places the organism in Eukaryota, Fungi, Ascomycota, Dothideomycetes, Pleosporales, Pleosporaceae.